UCGUUUGUAUAUUUAUUACUUUGCUUCACAUUAUUUCGCUUGUUUCUGUUAAAUUCUCUCAUGGAGGAAGAAAGCCAGCUACCCAAAUGGGAAGGCAAAACGUCAGCUGAGCUGAAAGGCCCGGCAGCAGAAGAAGUUUGGCCUCUCUUGGCAGAUUUCUGCAACAUACAUAAGUGGUUCCAAAGUCUUGAGACCAGUUAUCAUGUGGAGGGAGUCCCCGGCCAACCUGGCCUGGUUCGCUACUGCGGGCACCGUGACCAUGAUGAUGACGAAGAUGAUCAGACGUCGGACACGAUCAAGUUCUCAGCUAAAGAGAAGCUACUGAUGAUCGAUCCAGUCAGGCGGUGUUUGAGCUACGAGAUACUUGACAACAACUGGGGGCUCAAGUCAUAUGUUGCAACCAUGCAAGUAUUGGAUCUGGAUGGGAAUAACGACCAAAGCCGCCGCGGGUGCAAGAUUGAGUGGUCGUUUGUUUGUGAUCCGAUUGAGGGAUGGAGGUUUGGAGAUUACGUAUCUCUUCUCGACUCUUGUCUGCUAUCCAUGGCAAAAAAGAUGGAGCAUGAUGCCUUUCCAUCUACUACUAGCUAGCUAGCUUUUGUAUUUAUGGGUGGAUGUUGAACUAAGGAUAUAUAUAAUCUGGUUGUUUGGUAUUGUAGUCAUUUUUUGUUUUUGUUUUGAGAAGAAGGUAUUGUAAUCAUUUGAAUUUUUACAAAUGAGCUAAGAGAUCGAUUUAGAUCUAUGUGUAUUCAAAUUAAGAGUUCAAUCGCAUGUAAGAAUUAAUAUGGACUUAUCAAUGUUCAUUA
Rosa chinensis is the source of this 803-nucleotide messenger RNA. RefSeq names its product lachrymatory-factor synthase. NCBI's taxonomy places the organism in Eukaryota, Viridiplantae, Streptophyta, Magnoliopsida, Rosales, Rosaceae. The record is from RefSeq and is a predicted model, not a curated record. The transcript has a single exon. Bases 61 to 588 code for a protein of 175 amino acids.